AUAGGCUUUAUUGUAUUGAGCUCUUUUAGGAAGCAGCAGCCACUGCUUUGGUCAUGUGAUCACGAAUCCAUGUGGAUAUCGCAAUGGCGGCUGCGCGCAUUUGUGCGUGCUUAGCGCAUUUCGUGAGGGUUCUGUUGCUGCGAAUCGAUAUCGUUGUGCUUGUGAAAUUGGCUACGUUCUAUCCAAAGAUCAGCGAUCAUGUCAAAGUGUUCGAGAAUAUCUUCUCUUUGGAAGCAACAAGCAGGUGCGAGGAUUUCUCCCUGAACAUCGACUGUUCGGAGAGGCGAUUUUACCGAUUUCGCCCAAAGGAAGCCGUGCCUCCGGUCUCUAUUACGACGUUGCAUGCGACGUUGGCCGCCAGUGGAUUUUCUAUGCGGACAUUGUCGACAAUAUCAUCUACAAAGUGCGCCCACAAGGAACCGAAGAAUCCACAGUGUUAGUAAAAAAUAACGACGGCUUGGUGUCAAUCUCGUAUGAUUGGAUCGCACAGCUGCUGUACUACGUGGAUAACAUUCGAAAGACGCUAGAAGUGGUUCACGUCGUUUUUGCUAAUGUUCAUCGGACUUUGCUGAAUAACCUAGAGGAGCCUUCUUCUGUCGUGAUUCACCCUGGCAGAGGGUACUUGUUUUACUCUGAAGUCCGUCGACCGGCAAAGAUUACCCGGUGUUCGAACAACGCGCAGAACUGCGUUGUUGUCCGAGACGUGUCACUCGGCCGCCCUACUGGACUUGCAAUUGACUAUCUGGAAGAUCGCGUCUACUGGGCGGACACAAUACUAAAGCACAUCCAGUAUAUGGACUUACAAGGAAACAACGUUAAGACGAUUGAAAUUGUACCGAGACCUUCGCCGCUCUCCGUUGCGAUUCUGAAAGAUCAACUGUAUUUUAUUCAUACCGAGCCCUCUUCGAUUCGACGGGUACAUAAGAUUAAUGGAGGCACGCCGGUGACCGUCAAAGCGUUAUCUGACCAGCAGACUCUAUUUGGUCUCAAAGCUUGUUCUGUAACAAACGAGCUGACGUUCCACAAUAAUCCGUGCCACAACAACGGCGGUUGUAAGAAGUUCUGUUUCUUUAUCGUUGACCCGAAAACAGCUAUUCCUCAAAAACUUUGUGGCUGUCCGUUCGGCGAAGCUCUGGCAUCAGACAAAGUUAGCUGCGUGCCGAAUUCCGCAGAACAACAAGAAACACCCUGUGGCAAUAACAAAACGCAGUUCGCAUGCAGCAAUGGGCGGUGUAUACUUAAAGACUGGGUUUGCGACGGUGAAGACGACUGCCACGAUGGCUCCGAUGAAGUGCAGGAUGGCGUGCCAUGCCAUUCGCCUAAAACAUGUGCUCCCGGUCAAAUCAUGUGUAACAGCUCCAAGCGAUGCAUUCCGAAAGUGUAUGCUUGUGACGGUGAUAACGACUGCGGUGACUAUUCAGAUGAAGACCCAAAAUAUUGCGAAAAUGGCAAAUUUCCUAGCUGUUCGCCGAAGAAGUUUCAAUGCAAGAAUCAUCGCUGCAUUCCGGAGCAGUGGUUGUGUGACUCAGACAAUGACUGUGGCGAUGGAUCAGAUGAAACUUAUGAACUCUGUCACAACCGGACAUGCACUGUGUCGCAGUUUCGAUGCAGCAAUGGCCGAUGUAUCCCUGUGUACUGGGUGUGCGACGGCGACAAUGACUGUUAUGAUUCAAGUGAUGAAGAUGUUUUGCGAUGCCCGCCGGUUUCUUGCCGUCCGCAGGAGUUCAGAUGCGCAAACCAUCGCCAGUGUAUCGCUAGCAGCAAACAGUGCGACGGAACGCCUGAUUGCAAGGACUAUUCAGACGAAGAAGGCUGUGAUGUGCCCGAUGUCGUAACCAAAUGCUCAGAGAACGAGUUCAAGUGUGUUAAAAGCGGCGUGUGCAUACCAAAAUCGUGGAUGUGCGAUGGACAAAAGGACUGCGACGACGGUUCGGAUGAAGUUGAAGAACACUGCGAUCGAAACGUAUGCCCAGCCAAUCAUUUCUUGUGCAAGAACAAUCGCUGUAUAUACAAGAUGUGGAUCUGCGACGGCGUCGAUGAUUGCGCAGACGGUUCAGACGAGUCUGCUGACGCUGGAUGCGGACUGCGCUGUAUUCCAGUUGAUCAGGUCUGUGACGGCAAACCGCAUUGUCCAAAUGGUGAAGACGAAGGCCCGGGCUGUGCCUUGAAAACAUGCAGUAGCGGACCCGGCCAGUGCAGUUUCCAGUGCCACGCUGGCCCUGACGGCAGUUUCUGUAUCUGCCCUCCUGGAGAAUAUCUUGUUGACAACAUCGAUGAAUGCAAAGAUCCGUGGUCUUGUUCCCAAGGUUGUCAAAACCAGAAGGGUAGUUUCAUGUGUUCUUGCACUGACGGUUAUCAACUAAGAGCAGACAAGCGUACCUGCAAGGCGUUAGGCAACGAAACAAUGCGUUUGUACGUAUCGAACAGGUAUCGGAUAUUUUGGGGAUCUUCUGACCUGAACAACUGGUGGACGUUUGCGGCACCAGUCGAGAACGCCAUAGCUCUGGCCUGGGAUUCUGUUGAUAAUCGCGUCUAUUGGUCAGAUUUGAAGGACAAAUCAAUAAACUAUGCAACGAUAAACGGUUCUGAAAAGCAAGUGUUUCUCAACACGGGGCUUGACGUAGUUGAAGGAAUGGCCGUUGAUUGGAUUGGCCGAAACCUGUACUGGGUAGACAGUAGUCUAAAUUCAAUCGAAGUCGCCCGUUUGACCCCGCCUCAUUACCGUAGCGUUUUGAUCACUGCAAACGUUUCGAGACCUCGUGGUCUCGCGUUGGAUCCACGCGCAGGGCAUCGUCUUUUAUUUUGGACUGAUUGGGGUGUGAAUCCGCACAUUGCUCGAGCUAACAUGGAUGGAAGUGGACGUAUGGUUAUAGUCGACACAAAGAUUUACUGGCCUAACACAUUGGCCCUUGACUUAGCAACGAAACGAGUCUUCUUUGCUGACAGUAAAAUGGAUUACAUUGAUUUCGUAAACUACGAUGGUAGUGGCCGUGUUCAGGUACUGGCCAACGACAAGUUGGUUCUUCAUCCUCACAGUCUGGCAAUAUUUGAAGGUAAAAUAUAUUGGUCUGAUCGUCGACUGCAAAAGGUUAUUACGUUUGAUCCAAUGAACAAGUCUCAUAGCUCGCAUUCUUAUUCUAAAGUUCUUGGAAUCUUAGCCGUUCACGAAUCGCUACAGCCAAAAAGUAAGAGCAGCUGUGCCGAACAUCCUUGCAGUCAUGUUUGUUUGCUUACCCCGAAGGCGCUUGGUUUUACUUGUGCAUGCCCGCUUGGUUUCAAACUUGGUUCGUCAAAUCUUAAUUGCAUCGAAGACGAGAAGGAGUUCCUGAUCGCCGUAUCAAGAAAGCUGAUCAUGGGCUACAAGCUGGACACGGGACUAAAUCCGUCGAAAACUGAGAACAUGGCCGCAAAUGGCAUGAUUCCUUUGCCGAACCUACAGAACGUGAAAGACAUGGACUUCGAUGAACACGCGCGCCGUGUUUACUACGUGCAAUUGCCGUCGACAAAGGACCAUUUGGUAGCGGAGCGAAACAUGAAGAAGGCGUUCGUUUUCCAGUCUAAGCUUGACGGAACAAACACCAGUGUGCUAUUUCCUAGCGAGAGUCCGGGCAACGCGCACUGUGUCGCUUUCGACUGGAUUGGACGCAAUCUGUACAUAGGCAACAAGGAGUCAUCGACGAUCGAGGCGGUGCGAGUCACCGAACCAAGAUACCAGGUAGUGGUGUUAAGCAGCGACAACACCGCUCUUUCGGUUGUGUUUCCGGUCGCUUUGGCCUUGCAUCCAACCAAGGGCCUGCUAUUUUGGUUGGACGAAGGUGGACCGGGCGUUCCGCGGAAGAUCGGCCGCGCAACGAUGGAUGGUUUAUCAGUGAAGGCGAUCGUUACCCUGGACUUGACGCGACUGAGCUACAUCGCAGUUGACCCGGAUUCAGAGAUGGUCUACUUCUCGCAGGCUGAAAGAGGCACAAUAGAGAGGUGCAAUUUCGACGGCCUUCGCCGUCAGGUGGUUUUCGACAGUGGCGGCUUGAACCAGCCAAAUGGCCUUUGCAUUUUCCAACACAGACUCUUCUUCGCUGACCCAGCACAUCAGGCAGUGUUUGCCGCUGAUCUGGUCGAGUCGGAAAUGGACAAGACAAACUCGCUGCAGAUCUACAAAGUCCGUGGUGACCUGGAUGACGUUAUUACAGUGAAAAUCUUUCACACGCGAAAGUCUAUGCAGCAUUCGUGCCAAAUAAAGAAUGGUGACUGCGAACAUUUCUGUAUACCAAGAGAGAAUGGUUUCCGCAAAUGUGUUUGCGCCGCCGGCUAUCAGAUGGACUCAACAAACCAACGAUGUAAAAAAAUCGACUCGUUCUUGAUAUACAACACCGACCACGCAAUUCAAGGCGUCACGUUCAGUUCCAAUGGAAUAGUGGCUAUGCAACCAAUUUCGGGAAACAAACUGACUAGUCUAGCGGCUGAAAUUCGCACGCGAAACAUCUUUUUCGCAGACGCUGCUGGCGACAAUCGCGGAGUUCUUCGACGCAGUAUCGACGGCGGCGACGUGAAGCCUGUCGUUACCAUACCACUCGGCAGCGUGUCGGUUUCCAGUAUCGUUUUAGACUGGGUGAAUUUCAAUUUGUACUUUUUGACCGUCGGCUCUGACGAA
Molecule: messenger RNA, 4648 nt
Organism: Soboliphyme baturini
Lineage: Eukaryota; Metazoa; Nematoda; Enoplea; Dioctophymatida; Soboliphymatidae
Source: the annotation of a GenBank genome assembly